This is a messenger RNA of Linum tenue, 661 nucleotides long. Lineage: Eukaryota; Viridiplantae; Streptophyta; Magnoliopsida; Malpighiales; Linaceae. The record is from the annotation of a GenBank genome assembly.
GAUAAACCCUCUGCCGACUGCCGCGUCCAUCGUCGGUUCUUCCGUCAAGCUUCUGGGGUUUUUCUGUUACAGGCAGGCUUCGCGUUCCCGAGAGAGAGGGAGAUGGGAAGGAGGAUACUGAACGAUGCGCUGAGGGCCAUCGUGAAUGCGGAAAAGAGAGGGAAGGCAUCGGUGGAGCUCAAGCCGAUUUCCACCGUCAUGUCGUCUUUCCUCAAGAUCAUGAAAGAUCGAGGAUACAUUAAAAAUUAUCAAGUAUUUGAUCCACAUCGAGUGGGAAGGAUAUCGGUUGAAUUACAAGGGAGGGUAAGAGACUGCAAGGCGCUUACUUACAGACAAGACAUCAAAGCAAAGGACAUAGAGACUUACACAAAGCAUACUCUUCCGACACGUCAGUGGGGUUAUGUAGUGAUCACGACUCCGGACGGCGUGCUGGAUCACGAGGAGGCAAUUAAGCGGAAUGUCGGGGGUCAGGUUCUUGGUUACUUUCAUUAGAUCUGCUUUCUAGAUCCUCUGUAAUAGACUGGAUAUUCGGGCACAAGUAGAGAAAUCCUUCUGAAGUGAAAGUUCUCUGUUGAAAAAUAACUACUGUUCAAGUUGUGCUUUGAUUAGUUCGUGUUACUGAUCAAUCUUUUUCUAGAUCUGUUAUAAUGGCCAGUGCAAG